Molecule: messenger RNA, 4506 nt
Organism: Oncorhynchus keta (chum salmon)
Lineage: Eukaryota; Metazoa; Chordata; Actinopteri; Salmoniformes; Salmonidae
Product: zinc finger protein 574-like
Exons: 10
Coding region: 586-4002 (1138 amino acids)
Biological process (GO): regulation of transcription by RNA polymerase II
Molecular function (GO): DNA-binding transcription factor activity; RNA polymerase II cis-regulatory region sequence-specific DNA binding
Source: RefSeq, a predicted model, not a curated record
AAUGUAACUUCAGCCAGGACAAGAUUUCAGGGACUGAUUUCGCGGAGUCUCAACGGGGGGAGACAUCCAACGUUUACAUCGAAACUGCAGCCGCCAUUACACCACAGAAGAAGUGAAUGCCACCCUUCUUCGUCGUUUUUACAAAGCACAUAAAAUAUCUUCAGAGCGACUGCUGGCAGACAGUGGUGGAUUAGUUUAGCUAACCAGACAACUGACUUGUAUUGAUAAAGCUCAAGCCGUUUUAAUGUGAUAUUAAUCGUGGUAAUGUAGCUAAACGUUGCUUGAAUUGUUUGUUUGCGGAAAUGCAAGCUAGCAACUAGCUAGCUGGCUGUCAAUCAAUACAGAAUAGGCUAACGUUGGUUAUAUUCCCACAAACCUGCAUCAACUAACUAUAGUAACGUUAGUUGGCUAAAUUAAACCAAAUAUAAACUUGCCAGUGCCACCAGCGAGUGAGCCACCAUAUAAAAUAGCAAACAGCUAAAUUGCUGACCUCUGGGAUUUGGAGUCUGGAUCACUUUAGGCAUUAAUUUGGCGCCAUUCACUAAUUUGCACUGUAAUGGCCCAAGUUAGUGUGAACGUAUUGCAAUGUGUCAGUACACAAUUCCACUAAAAGGUAUGGCGAUUGAUAGUGCCUCUGUGUACAUGUGCUUCCCCUGCUACCAAGAGUUUGACACCCUGGAGGAGGUGCUGGCCCACCAGCUGACCUGCACCACAGAGAACGUGGGGAGUGGGGCCCCCACCCCCGUCUCCAUCCCCUUCCUACAGACUCAGCAGCAGAUAUAUACCCAGCCCAUUGCUCCAUCGCCUGCCCCUCAGACCAAGGCCAGUGUCUCUUCUGUGAUGCCCAGCUCUGGUGCACCAGGUCUGGCCAUGGCUAGCCCAAAUAAGCCUUCCUCAGGAGAUCAGCCCAAGAUCCUGUACCAGUGUGGAGACUGUGACGCCCUGUUCCACUCCCUGAUCCUCUGGCAGCAGCACCGCAAACAUGGUCAGUGUCUGCAGACCAAGGCAGGACCCACCGAACCACAACCAGAAGAGACCGGCUCUGGAUCUGGAUCAGAACUGCCCCCAGAGGGAGAGGGGAAGCACAGUCAGGCUGAAGUGGAGGUGGACCUGGGUCCAGAUGAACCGAAUGAACUAAGCUCAACGGAUGACCAAGAAGGAGGAGGGGGCAGAGGAAGGAGUCAGGAGAGGGCACAACAAACCCAGCAGGAGCAGGAUGUAGUGAAGUCUCAGCUGUCAGCAGAGAAAGAGGAGGAUGGGAUGAGUGCAGAGGACAUAUCAGCCACCCUGGAUCACAUGUAUCUGCCAAACGCCACCAACAGAGGGCAGGAAGGAGGCGAGGAAGAGACAGAAACCGAGAGCAUAGGGGAAUCCACUGGAACUAAAGCCCCUGAGAUCCAUGCUCUGUCAGCUCUUUCAUCUACAGAGGCCCAGUCUGCAGCAGACAGCCAGUCCAUCCCCGACCCCGCUCCCUCCCAGGACCCCCCAGACCCCGCUCCCUCCCAGGACCUCCCAGCCGAUAACCCUGAGCAGACGUCCUACUUCUACAGGAUAAAGGCAGCCAAGAAGCUCAAGCCCCCGUCCAGCCUGCUGUGUGUGGACUGUGGCUCCAGCUUCGGCAUGGUGUCUGAGCUGGUCACCCACCGCAAGUCCCAGCAUGGCCUCAAGGAAGCCCUGCACCACUGCACUGUGUGUGGGGAGAGCUUCCUCAACACCACCCUCUUCCUCUACCACCGCAAGCAGCACAAGGAGAAAGGCAAGGAAGGGGUCACACAAACCCAGGCCCAGGGAGGACAGAUGCAGGAUGCAGAUUACCAGGAUUACAAAAUAGUAACACUGCCGCAAGAGGUGGUGGAAGAGAUGGUGGAAGAGUCGAAAGAGGAGACAGCGGGGGUGGAAGAGUCUAAAGAGGAGACAGCGGGGGUGGCGGAUUCCCAGAACAAUGGAACUGAGGAGCAGAACCAGAAUGAAACCUCCUCUACUUCCACUGUCUCUACCUGUGCUCCGGUUCAGGUGCCUAAGGUGGUCCAGAGUUUCCUGUGUGCCCAGUGUGGAGCCAGCUUCAGUAAAGAGCCAGAGCUCAGUGCCCACCGUAGGGACAAGCACGGCCUGAACGAGCCCCUCCACCACUGUUCCCAGUGUGACCAGAGCUUCAUGAACACCACCCAGUACCUUUACCACCGUCGCCAGCACCGUGGGGAACCAGGGACUGGGGCAGGAGCAGCCACACCCCCCCAGGGAAGCCCCCGCGCCCCCAAGAGGAUGCUGUCCCCACCUGCCGCCUCGUCCAGUGCUGCGUCAGGCUCGCCAGCAAAAAUACCUGCUAUCAGGAUACGCAGCAUCAACGAUCUCAAUGAGAACAAAGACCAGGGUAAAGAGGUGAAUCCAGUCAUCCUAAAGGAAGAGCAGGAGGAGAAGACUGUAGUGGGGGAACAACUGGACACCAACCUCCCUCCUCCAGCCAAGCUGAUGCAGGACUGGUCCCGCACCCCUCUCCCCCACGUCUGCCCCCACUGUGGCCAGACCUUCACACGCAGGGGGUUCCUCCGCGCUCACGUCUUCAGCCACACCGGAGAGAAGCUCUUCACCUGCAAGGUGUGUCAGAAGUCGUUUGCGUCCUCUCCCAACCUGCUGCGCCACAGCCUGACACAUAUGGGCACCAAACCUUUCCCCUGCUCCGUGUGUGGCAAGCGCUUCUCCCAGCCGGGCGCCCUGAAGAGGCACGGCCUCACCCACAGCCAGCCCAAAUCCCGCCGCCGCAGGUCCCGAUGGAAGAAGAAGACACCAGAGGGGGAGGAUGGAGAAAGCCAGCUGUUCGCCUGUCCCAACUGCACUGCUCGCUUUCAGACUGACCAACAGCUGCAGGAGCACAGACUGCUCCACACCAGCCACCCGUUCCCCUGCUCUGUCUGUGGAGAGGCCUUCAAACGCAGGAAGGAGCUGGACCUGCACUCUCUCAUUCACCAAGAUAAGGAGCCAGUGUUGUGCCCUCACUGUUCCUCCCAGUUCUUGAACCAGUCAGUGUUGGACAUCCAUCUGCAGCGCUGUACCAGCUCAGAGGAGGACAAGACUGUGGGCCGUGGCCGGGGACAGGGACGGGGACGCUCCAUGGGACAGAUGGAGUGUGAUAUGUGUGGUCAUUGCUGUAUGACCCAGGAGGGUCUGGACCUCCAUCGGCUGUCCCAUACGGGUCAGACCCCCCUGCGCUGCCCCCUGUCCCCCUGCAGACGGCGCUUCGCCUCCAGCUCGGCCCUCGGGGAGCACAUUGUGGCCCACUGCCAGGGGACUAUGGGGAAGGGCCGCGGCUCCAAGAGGUUCCACUGCCAGAUCUGUGGGAAGGACUUUGCCUACACCUCCACCUUCAACGUCCACAUGAGGAUCCACACCGAUGAGAGGCCCUUCGAGUGUUCUACGUGUGGGAAGCGUUUCCGCCAGCUGCCCCACCUCAAGGACCAUGAGCGUAUCCACAGCGGCCUGCGGCCCUUCUGCUGCUGGGUGUGUGGUAAAGCCUUCAGUGUGGCUGGCCGUCUUACUGAGCACGCCCGCAUCCACAGUGGAGAGACGCCCUACACCUGCCACCGCUGCCCGUCAGCCUUCCGCUCACGCUCCAACCUCGACAAACACAUCCGUCUCCACGACGACGGAACGGAUGGAACCACAGCCAACGAUGUAGAGGCUGAAGGGGCGAGGGUGCUCUUGUCUACAGGGACGGGAUUGGGUGGCGAGGGGGAGUCGGCGGUGCAGACCAUUCUGCUCGUCCAGACGGAUGGAACCACAGAGGGGGUGAUGGUGCCGGCCGUGCCCGUCUCAGAGCACUCCUCUGGGGCUAUGUUUUCUGGGCAGGCUGGGUCCUCCCAGGUGGUGUUCUUGGGUGGUCAGGCCAUCUCUGUCCCCUCCCUGUCAGCUAUCAUGGAGGGACAUGAGAUCCCCUCGGUCACUGUGGUAGAGGGACAGGAUGUACCACACACCAUCGAGUUCAUCCUAGAGGAGACCAUCUCAUAGAGGGGACUGUAGAGGGAAGAAAGGAGAGAGUUUGUGAUAGAAUGUAUUAGAGACAGACUGAAAGAGGGUAUGAUUUUCAGUUAGUGUUGAGUAAAAUCAAGAGGUAUAGUUUUUGCUGUUUCCUCAGUGCCGGGACUAUUCUUGUUAAAUGGUCCGAAAUAUUGUUUAAUCGACUUAAAUGAUCUACGCAUCUACAUAUGAAUUGAUUUUGGCAGAGUUUAGUGAAAGAUCGGAUAUGUGGCCCUUAAGCUUUGAGAGGUGCUUGAAAGAGCAGAAUUGAUUUUAAAUGUUGAAAUCGUGCAGCGAAGCCAGUGAAGCAAACAGCAGUUGUAUGGUAAAGCAUUUAUCCUGUUUACAAUGAGAAGUUGAUUGAAAAGCUGAUUGUAAAAGUAUUCCCAGAGUGUGUACCGUUAAUAUUAUUUAGAGUGAGUUUUAUCAGGGUUGGACUUGAGUCGCCCAUAAAAUGUCCUCUGUUUUCUUUUUAAUAAAAGGCUUCAGCUUUCA